Messenger RNA from Hemicordylus capensis (graceful crag lizard), 5246 nucleotides. Its product is annotated as zinc finger protein 585A-like. Bases 476 to 3424 code for a protein of 982 amino acids. The record is from RefSeq and is a predicted model, not a curated record. Gene Ontology annotation, biological process: regulation of DNA-templated transcription. The transcript has 6 exons. NCBI's taxonomy places the organism in Eukaryota, Metazoa, Chordata, Lepidosauria, Squamata, Cordylidae.
ACGCAAAGGGAGGGGCGUGGCAGAGAGUGACUUCAUUCAGCCCCCUUCCCAGCCGUGGCCAUCCAAAGAACCCGCUCCGGGAAUUCUCGCUCCCCCGCCUGAGAUCCCCCUUCAGUGGCCCCUCCCUUUUGCCUGGAGGACCGCUGGGCAAGGAAAGAGAGGCGGGCUUCCUAGAGAGCCCGGUGAGACGGAAGGCUGGCCCUGCAAGCAGGCACUUCCCGUCCCUCUGGCUUUUCUUGCAAGCGGCACCAGCAACUUAUAGUGAGAAGAAUCCGGGAGAAGCUGGAGUUUGAAGGUGAAUUAUAUGAUUGUCUGGGAACUACAAUAACUUUCAGUAAUGCCAGCAAACUUGCCUUGGCCUUGUGUGACUAAGAGGUGGAUUCAUCCCAUUCUUCUUGGCCUGGGCAACAAAGUAGCAUUAGAGGAAGAAGAGCUUUUGGAUGUGUUAGGAGCUUAAACUGAGUUUAGAGAGACCAUGGUUGUGCCAAGCCCAGCAAACAGAGGAUCAGGGAAGGGAACAGAAAAAGGCUCUCUAACCAUCCAGUCUAGCAAUGAUAAGAGAUUCUGGGAAAGAACUGUGCAGAAGAUCCUGGGAGGAGACACCACCAGCUCAGAUGUCCAGGUCAGGAGAUUCAGACGGUUCGUCUACCAGGAGUUUGAAGGGCCCCGAGAGAACUUCAGCCGACUCCACCACCUUUGCCAGCAGUGGCUGGAGCCAGAGAGACACACGAAAGCUCAGAUGAUGGACCUGGUGAUCCUGGAGCAGUUCCUGACCAUCCUGCCCGUGAAGAUGGAGAGCUGGGUGAGAGAAUGCGGAGCGGAGACCAGUUCGCAGGCGGUGGCCCUGGCAGAAGGUUUCCUCCUGAGCCAGGCAGAGGAGAAGAAGCAGGAAGAGCAGCAGACAGAUGGGAUGUUAGCCCAAGCAGCCCCUGAGCUCCAAGAUUGCAAGAGGGCUCCGUUGGUGACCCGGCAGAAGCUGCUGUUCAGAGGGAUCGUGCAGGAGAGUGACGGAGGCCCCAUUGCGCUGGGUAAGGAUAAAGGCAGUGAAAUGACGCUGGCGACUCCUCCUGGACCUUCUCCUCUUGGUGGUGGAGUGGAAACUGUUGCUGUGCACUCACCGGAUCACGAGUCUGUGAGCUUGGAGGAGGUGGCUGUGUGUUUCUCCGAGGAGGAGGCGGCUCUGCUGGAUCCAGGCCAAAGGGCUCUGCACAGGGAAGUCCUGGAGGAGAUUUCUGGGCAUCUGGCCUUUGUGGGUGAUUGGAGGGAGGGAGAGAAACCGGCCGACGGAGCGAGAAGGAGAACCGAAGGAAGCCCGACGUGGAGGCAGACUAGUCCUUCUGAAGGGCCAGACAUGAAUUCCAUCCCAGUCCAAGGAGAAUGCCACAAGGAAAGCAGGAGGAAUAAGAUCCCUCAGGAUGUAGAAACCUUGACUAGUCAGCCACAUCUGAGCAGACGUCCCAGAAUCCACACCGGAGAGAAACUGUAUACCUGCUCAGAGUGUGGAAAGAGCUUUACUCGCUAUACUGGUCUUAUUUCCCAUCAAAGAGUUCACACAGGAGAGAAACCCUAUACCUGCUUAGAGUGUGGAAAGAGCUUCAGCCAUAAGGUAACGCUUACUUCCCAUCAGCGAGUCCACACAGGAGAGAAACCCUAUACCUGCUCAGAGUGUGGAAAGAGCUUCAUUCAGAAGGGAAAACUUACCUCUCAUCGAAGAGUCCACACAGGAGAGAAACCAUAUUCCUGCUCAGAGUGUGGAAGGAGCUUCAGUCAUAAGGUAACACUUACUCACCACCAGAGAGUCCACACAGGAGACAAGCCAUAUAUGUGCUCAGAGUGUGGAAAGAGCUUUACGCGCUCUACUGGUCUUAUUUCCCAUCAAAGAGUCCACACAGGAGACAAGCCAUAUACCUGCUCAGAGUGUGGAAAGAGCUUCAGUUGGAAGGCAUCGCUUACUUCUCAUCAAAGAGUCCACACAGGAGAGAAACCAUAUAAAUGCUCCGAAUGUGGAAAGAGCUUCAGUUGGCACGCAAUGCUUACUUUCCAUCAAAGAGUCCACACAGGAAAGAAACCAUAUAAAUGCUCCGAGUGUGGAAAGAGCUUCAGUUGGAACGCAAUGCUCACUUAUCACCAGAGAGUCCACACAGGAAAGAAACCAUGCUCAGAGUGUGGAAAGCACUUCAGUCAUAAGGUAUCACUUACUUAUCACCAGAGAUUCCACACAGGAGAGGAACUCUAUACCUGCUCAGAGUGUGGAAAGAGCUUCAGUCAGAAGUCAACGCUUACUUACCAUCAAAGAGUCCACACAGGAGAGAAAACACAUACCUGCUCAGAGUGUGGAAAAAGGUUCAGUCAGAAGGGAAUGCUUAUUUCCCAUCAAAGAGUCCACACAGGAGAGAAAACACAUACCUGCUCAGAGUGUGGAAAAAGGUUCAGUCAGAAGGGAAUGCUUAUUUCCCAUCAAAGAGUCCACACAGGAGAGAAAACACAUACCUGCUCAGAGUGUGGAAAAAGGUUCAGUCAGAAGGGAAUGCUUAUUUCCCAUCAAAGAGUUCACACAGGGGAGAAACCACAUACCUGUUCAGAAUGUGGAAAGAGGUUCAGUCAGAAGGGAAUGCUUAUUUCCCAUCAAAGAGUCCACACGGGAGAGAAACCAUAUACCUGCUUGAAGUGUGGAAAGAGCUAUAGUCAGAAGGAAGGACUUACUUCCCAUCAAAGAGUCCACAUAGAAGAGAAACCCUAUACUUGCUCAGAGUGUGGAAAGAGCUUCAAUAAGAAUUCACGACUUAAUGUCCAUCAGCGAAUCCACACAGGUGAGAAACCAUAUAUCUGCUCAGAGUGUGGAAAGAGCUUCAGUCAGAAGUCAACACUUACUUACCAUCAAAGAAUCCACACAGGGGAGAAACCACAUACCUGCUCAGAAUGUGGAAAGAGCUUCAGCUGGAAGGCAACGCUUACUUCCCAUCAAAGAGUUCACACAGGAGAGAAACCACAUACCUGUUCAGAGUGUGGAAAAAGGUUCAGUCAGAAGGGAAUGCUUACUUCCCAUCAAAGAGUACACACAGGGGAGAAACCACAUACCUGCUCAGAGUGUGGAAAGAGGUUCAGUCGAAAGUCACAUCUUACUAACCAUCAAAGAGUCCACACGGGAGAGAAACCAUAUACCUGCUCAGAAUGUGGAAAGAGCUUCAAUGACAAGUCAGGACUUACUGUCCACCAAAGAGUCCACUCAGGAGAGAAGCCGUUUAAAUGCUUGGAAUGUGGAAAGAGCUUCAGUCAGAAGGGAACGCUUAUUUCCCAUCAAAGAGUCCACACAAGAGAGAAAUCAUAUAUCUGCUCAGAGUGUGGAAAGAGCUUCAGCCAUAAGGCAAUGCUUAGUUCUCAUAAGCAGGAACACACAGGAGAUAAACCAUAUACCUGCACAUAGGGUGGAAAGAACUUCACUCAUGGUGACCAGCUUACUGUCCAUCAAAGAGUCCACACAGGAGAGAAACCAUAUACCUGCUCAGAUUGUGGAAAGAGUUAUAGGCAAUACCGAAACUUUAUAUUGCAUCAAAGAAUCCACACAUUUUAAAGGCCUUUUAGAUGCCCAAAAUUUGGGAAAUGUUUUACGUGGAUUGUCAGGCUUACUGUCCAUCACAGAAUCUUAACAGGUGAGAAACCAUAUACCUGGUUAUGAGUGUUGAAAGAGCUUACGUUGGAACAUAGGAAGCUGCCAUAUGCUGAGUCAGACCAUUGGUCCAUCUAGCUCAGUAUUUUCUUCAUAGACUGGGAGCGGCUUCUCCAAGGUUGCAGGCAGGAAUCUCUCUCAGCCCUAUCUUGAAGAAGCCAAGGAGGGAACUUGAAACCUUCUGCUCUUCCCAGAGCGGCUUCAUCCCCUGAGGGGAAGAUCUUCCAGUGCUCACACUUCUAGUCUCCCAUUGGAGCAAAAAUCUCAAAUUGCCUCAAUGAUUCCACAUAGGUAAAAGCUGGACCUGCUGUCGGACUGGUUCCCAGAUACUCAAAGUUUACUUAGAAUGUGGUGACCAAUACUGAAGUCCCAUUUUCAACAAAGGAAUGUUAUUGCCCUUUUGGACAUACUGAGAUGGGGGGGGGGGUGAGUUAGAAAGGUUUCUCUGGACAAAUUUAUGUGAUAAAAGCCAGAGUCAUGAGAUGUUCCAUGCCUUCUACCUUCGGUGUGUAAGUUUUGAUUGGGCUAAUUAGGCUGUGCUUGCUAGCUUGGAAACCAAUUAGAGGGGGGAUUCCCCCCACCCCUUGAAUUGGGCUUGUACACCUAGGCAAAUACAGGCACUGUGUUAAUUUUCACUCCAUUAAACAGUCCCACCUUUUGUGGGCUUUUAAUGCUUUGAUUUUGAACCUUUAACAAGUAUUAUUCUAUUGCUUUGCAUAAGCUUUGUUGUAUGUAAUAAAGACUUUGUUAUAAGCCCAAUGGUAAGGAACCUAUGAGCUUAUAUUUGUAUAAACAAUACUCCUGUAUUAACGGUGGGUGUUUGUUUCAUGCUUGAAGAGAUGUUGACCAGGAUAACUCAAAUGUUCCUGGCAGUUGUACAAGAGUCUCAUCUUGACUCAGUCUAAAUUUCUACAGAUGACUGACCUUACAAGAGUGGGCCAUAUGCUAGUAACCUCCAGGCUUGAUUACUAUAAUGCACUCUACGUGGGGCUACCUUCGUACAUAGUCUGGAAACUCUAAUUGGUAUAGAAUGUGGCAGCCAGAUUGGUCUCUGGGACAACACAAAGGGACCACACCACACUGGUUUUAAAAGAAGUGCACUGGCUGCCAAUAUGUUUCCAGUUGAAAUACAAAGUGCUGGCUCUUACCUAGAAAGCCCUUAAUGGCUUGGGUCCAGGCUAUUUAAUAGCGCGCCUCCAUUGUCAUGAACCCUGCUGCCUGUUACGAUCUUCUGAAGAGGUCUGGUUAUUGGUUGCCACCAGCUGGUUUGGUGGCGACCUAGGACUGGGCUUUGGAAUAUGCUCCCUGCUGAAAUAAGAGGAACUCCUUCUCUGUUUGUUUUCAGGAAGAACCUCAAGACUCCUGUUUUCUCAGGCUGUUUAUUACAAUUAAUUUUAAUCAUUUAAAAAACUUUUUAAAAUCACAAUUUUGUUCUCUUGUUUUUAUUUUAUUAUGCAUUUUAAUCUGUGACUUUUAAAUAUUUUAAAUUUUGUAAACCGCCAGAGAUGUACAUAUCAGGCAGUAUAAAAAUAUGAUGAAACAAAUAAAUCAAUAAAGCCAGUGAGUAUGGAUUCUGUAA